AUCAUAUUUGUUACUCUAUAGUUCUUCCAUCUUACCUCCAUGUUUCUAUGUCUCAAGUGCUUUAUCUCCCUUUUUCUUUUAUUGUUGUCUUCUUGUUGUUGGUUGUCUAGUCUGGCUCUCUGCCAUCAGUUAAGGAGGAUUCAUUUACCACUAAAGUGUUAGACUUUUCCAGUCUUGAAGUCACUGAAACUAUCAAUGUCAUUGACCCAGAAGCAGGGGUAUCCAACCUAAGCGUUCCUCCCCAGGCUCCCUACGAACCUUCCCAUACAUGCGCACCACUUCUAAUGGAGCUCCAAAUCAUUGAGGAAGCUACAAACUCCACUCCAGUUUCCAGAUCCACAGUGCUCUACACCACCUCUACGACCUCGGAAUCUUCUGGCUUGACACUCAAAAAAAACCAUUCUGAGAAACUGCUGGAAGUUUCUAGCGCAAAGGGUACAAAGGCUAAAACCUCUGAGCCUCGUAAAACGCCUAUUUCCUCACCAGAAUUGUCUGUAAAAAGUUCAAGCCUGCAAAUGUCAGGUUUAAACAAACAUGCAGAUAAAUUGCCCAACACAAUCAGCCUGGUUGCAAACACCUCAAGUCCUGUUUCAGUGGCUAAAAGCCCCAGCCCACCAGGAGUUAUUAAGAGCUCAAGUAGGAUUGUUGAUGUGAAAAGUUCUAGUCCUGUAACAAUUGCUAAAAGCCCUAGCCCAGUCAUAGUAAGGAAGAACCCAAGCCACAAAAAGGUUCCCAAGAGUAGCAGUCCUGUUACAGCAACUAAAAGUCUAGUCCUUGGGGACUCUGCCAAGAGUCCAAGUUCUGAGGCAGGUAUUACUAGCAAGAGUCCUGUGCCAACUCCCAUGCCACUGCCUGCUCCUCCAGUUUCAAAGCUAACAUUAACUCCAAAACCUUCCAAAGAGAAACUUGAUAAUUCUGAAUCAGGCAUAUUGGGGAUUAGUCUUCCUUGCCCUGAGCCUCUGCUUGAGGAAGCUCUGGACAAGCUGCUGGUAUCCAGUCUUUCCCAACCAGAGCCAAUCAAACGAGUGCCAUUAACGAUGGUUGAAGGAUCCUCACCAAAAUGUGAUCAGCAGAGGUUGAUCACUGAAGACCUGGCACUUCUGGGUCGAUCAACACCACAGGAUGGCUGUGAAGGUACGGUUAUGCCUGUAACUGAGGCCGGAUGGAUGGACGAUUCCCUAAACUCCGCAUUGUUCUUUGGGAUGUCAGAUGUUUCUCUGCACCUUCCAGUUCUCCAGCCAUCAGCAGUUGAAAGGCUGUCUGCAUCUGGACAACUUAAAUCUGUAAUCAGACGUACAAAGGAAACAUCCAAUGUCCACCCAAUGUUUCGUGAUGGCCACAUGCGCAGAAAAAUGGGCCCAAUCGUUCUUAACAAGAGUACCUCCCAGGAUCGACUCAUUAAAGAGCUGCAAGGGAAACUAGGCAUUGGUCGCACCCAACUGGAGCACCCGCAUAAACAGCCAGAUGAUUGGCUUACAGAAGGGGUCAUUGUCUGUUCCAACCCUCAGCGUUCAAGAGAGGAGCAUGGUGUAUCACCAACUGUGGAUAAGAUCAUCAUUCCUCCAGAGUCACCCAGUCCUACGAAAAAAGUCCUAACCCAUCCUGUGCCAAAAAAGCCAGAGCCUUCUACUCUUCCCCCACCACCUCCACCCCCUAAAGAACCCACUCCUCCUCCACCUCCUCAGCGCUCCCCGUCACUUCCACCUCCACCUAAAUACCCCGAUCCUCCUCCUAUCCCACCUUCUCCACCUAAAGCUGUGACCCCGCCCCCUCCUCCAAAGGUUUGGGCUUCUGUGGGCUGCCAAACGGAAUAUGAACCCCUUUUUCCACCGGUACAGGCAUGAACUUGUUCUGUCUUUCCUCUGUUCAUCUGCAUCUGAUCUCAGAGCUUGCACCUUUGUCUUACACUCUCAAUAAGGGUCCCACAGUCAUGGAAAACCUAGAAAAAUCUGUGAAUUUUAAAAUUGCUUUUUGAAAAA
Molecule: messenger RNA, 1979 nt
Organism: Myxocyprinus asiaticus (Chinese sucker)
Lineage: Eukaryota; Metazoa; Chordata; Actinopteri; Cypriniformes; Catostomidae
Exons: 3
Coding region: 285-1844 (519 amino acids)
Source: RefSeq, a predicted model, not a curated record